This is a messenger RNA of Drosophila subpulchrella, 1139 nucleotides long. It is a transcript of the gene Prosalpha4, whose product is annotated as proteasome subunit alpha type-7-1. Gene Ontology annotation, cellular component: proteasome core complex, alpha-subunit complex; proteasome core complex; nucleus. The coding region runs from base 105 to 854 and encodes 249 amino acids. The transcript is spliced from 3 exons. The record is from RefSeq and is a predicted model, not a curated record. Lineage: Eukaryota; Metazoa; Arthropoda; Insecta; Diptera; Drosophilidae. Gene Ontology annotation, biological process: ubiquitin-dependent protein catabolic process.
GGCAUUUCCUCAAAAAAGCAUCAUCAUUGCCUGCGAAGACGACAGGGGAAAAGCUAAAGAGUUGAUAUUCCGCAAAUACCUCUGCUGUUAAACAAAUCGCCAAGAUGUCCUCGCGCUACGAUCGAGCUGUAACCAUAUUCUCGCCGGACGGCCAUCUCCUGCAGGUCGAAUACGCCCAAGAGGCCGUGCGCAAGGGAUCCACAGCGGUCGGAGUUCGCGGUGCCAACUGCGUGGUCCUCGGCGUGGAGAAGAAGUCGGUGGCCAAGCUGCAGGAGGAUCGCACCGUGCGCAAGAUUUGCAUGCUCGACCACCACGUUGUGAUGGCCUUUGCCGGUCUCACGGCCGAUGCCCGCAUCCUGAUAAAUCGCGCCCAGGUCGAGUGCCAGAGUCAUCGCCUGAAUGUCGAGGAUCCGGUGACCCUUGAGUACAUAACCAGAUACAUUGCCCAGCUGAAGCAGAAGUACACGCAGAGCAAUGGCCGCCGUCCCUUCGGAAUAUCCUGCCUUAUCGGCGGCUUCGAUGCCGAUGGCUCUGCACAUCUCUUCCAGACCGAACCGUCCGGCAUUUUCUACGAGUACAAGGCGAAUGCCACCGGGCGUUCGGCGAAGGUGGUGCGCGAGUUCUUCGAGAAGGCCUACCGCGAGGAGGAGGUGGCCACCGAGCGUGGUGCCGUCAAGCUGGCCAUUCGCGCCCUCCUCGAGGUCGCCCAGUCGGGUCAGAACAAUCUGGAGGUGGCCAUUAUGGAGAAUGGUGUGCCGCUGAAAAUGCUGGACAGCAAAGUCAUCGCCGAGUACGUUAAGAUCAUCGAGAAGGAGAAGGAGGAGGAGCUGGAGAAGAAGAAACAGAAGAAGUAACACACAGCUGGCUCACUUGUUCGGUGGAAGGCCUUCGCAUUGAAACGUUUUCCAAAUUUAUCCUGCGACAGAAUGGUUUCGCCCUCACAUAAUGUCUGCUCGUUAGGGCAGAUGGAUUUGACUUGGAAAACGCUUCAACUCCCAGCUUCGGUUGACCGAAUGCACACUUUUUUUAAUUAUCCAUUUUCUAUACUUCGGAUCUUUGUAUAAUGGUAUGAAACUGUUUGAUUUGUAUAAAAUACAUGCGUCAUCAUACAUUAAACGGAAAUUCUGUUGGAUAUUUAA